This is a messenger RNA of Seminavis robusta, 2491 nucleotides long. The record is from the annotation of a GenBank genome assembly. Lineage: Eukaryota; Bacillariophyta; Bacillariophyceae; Naviculales; Naviculaceae.
CACAAGUCAAAAUUGAUCAACUCUAUUAUAGUGUUCAGGCUUUCUUAUCAGCCAUUCCUCCCAACGAAACAAACACUUGCCACCAAAGCGACAAGACACAACGCACAACUAGCUAGAAGAGAGGACCAAGAUAGCGAGAGACAACGUAUUGAUACCAUGGGCCCUCCACCUCCCAGCCCUCGCAUUGAAGGGCAACAACACCACAGCCGAGAGCGUGAACAUUAUCGAGGCCCUCAAAGGACCAUUACGGCGGCAGCCUCGGCGGCUCCCUUGUCUUCGUAUGCGUCGUUGGCCAGUGCGCCGCCUCCCAGCUUUGCCCGCAAAACCUCUGCCACCCCCACUGCCGCUGUCGCAAGCAAUGAUCCUGCAAGUGCCGCGGGUGGUACCUGUGGUGCUAGCGCUAGCAAUAUCAGCACGAAUGCAGCGACAUCUGCUACUUCAUCUGCCGCUCAAUAUCACCAUCAAGCUGCCACUUCGCCUCGUGGCAGUUAUCCCAUGAGUGGUGGAGGUGGUCGAACCACCAGUCUCUUGGGAGCUGGACGGUACGAUCGAGGCCGUGGAAGUAGUGGCGGUGGACGACUGGGAUUGCGAGGAUCCUAUCGAGGCGGCGGUCGUGGAGGAGGAGGUGGACGGUAUCAAUUGAGUUUGAGUUCCAGUACUAGUGCCAGUAAUAACACCACCAGCAGUGACCGCUUUGGAGAGGAACGAUAUUCCUCGCGCAAUCCAGAACUGACAUUGACACGCACGGGAAGAGGCACAAGAGGAGGAGGAGCAACAAGUGUCACGACGAGUGAUUAUGGAAUUUCUUCCAGUCGACGCAGCACUUCUGUAGCUGGCAGAGAGAGCAGCACGGCACGAGGAGGCAGAGGCCGUGGAAGAGACUACAUGUACUCGGGAGGGAGAGCAUCCAGAGGUAGUGGAGCAGGAGGCAGAUCGUAUCAUCGAGGAGGAAGAGGUUCUAAUUACAGAGACGACAAUGCAGGAAGAGGAGGACGAUUCCCCGAAAGUACCUAUGGGUCCUUGGCAGCCUCCACAAAUAAUGACAACAGCUAUUCUUCCUUUGGUGGCGGCGACAAUAAUUCCGUGGGUGAAAUUACGACUCCUCAUCCACGCAGUGGCAGUUUCUCCGAGGAUUUGCCCAUGGAAGGGCCCUCCCCUGGAGAAAUUAGACCGUCCUCCUUUCGAGAACGAGACAGAGCCAGCAACAGCAGCGAUGGAGGACGCAGUGUUUCGCCCCAUCCAACUGGUACUACCGGUGGUCGGAGGACUGGGACGUAUGGAUCCUUUUCCAGCGCCACCAACGAGGAAUUUCGGCGUGGUGGAUCACAGGAACGAGGAAAAAGUGUGGAGCCUGGGGAACAGGAGGAAUCUCCUCACUAUGCGCCGGGUGCAAAGCGUCGUCGAGAGGAUGGUGAAGCCAGCGAAGAGUCGUCCUUUGUGAAACGUGUGGCAAGAGAACAGGAUGGUGAAGGACCACCGCCGCUUCCGUUUGCACGGGAUGGAACAGAAACCAGUACGGCAUCCAACAACAUUGAACGGGCUGGCAGCGACGCGGGUGAUGAAGCGUAUCGCAACAACGCCGCAGAUUCACGCCUUUGUGACGAAGGAAGAUGGACUUCGCCGCCAACUGACUCCCCCCAUGCCACACGGAGACUGUACUCCAGUACUGGUGACAACAACUUUGACGAUGACAGCAUUAGCAGUGGAUAUCGCGGUGAUUCCUACGGGCGCGGUGGCAGAGGCCGUGGACGAGGGAGAGGAUACCGUGGAGGAAGAGGGGGUCGUGGACAAGCAAGUGAUUACAGCAAUUUUGGAGGUCGCUAUGGCGAUCGUCGCGUGUCUUUGUCGGGGCUCUCCGAUGGACCAUCAUCCGCACGGGGACCCGAGUUAUCUCCGCGGCCUUCCUACGCGUCGUAUUCAGACUUGGCAAUAUCUUCGGCGACGGCUGCGCCUUCGUGGAGACGACAUGACGAUGAUGCUGGAUCCACGGGUGGACCACAACCGUCGCCCCGAGGCACCACGGACUGGAGAAAGACGGCACCUCCACCGCCACGAAUCAUGGUCAAUUCCUACGCCACACUGGCCGCCAAUCCGCCUCCACGUCCUUCACCGUCAGCACCAUCGUCUCCCACGAAAGCACCAGCAGCACCGGUUCCUGCUGCCGAACCCGAACGAGUUGAGGACCCACCACCGUCUCCCGCUGCGCCUUCUGGCUAUACUAAGGCAUUGGCUCGGCUUGCCGAUGUGGAAGCGCAGAUGGAAUUUGCCUUUGCCAAGCACAUCAUGCUGGUGAAGCGUCACAGGCUGCUGGAUGCCCAAUACAACCAUUUGGAAAGCUUGCCAGUCGGUGUCGAUGCUUUCCAGGCGGAACUAGACAAACUUUUAGGGCUUGGCAAGGAAGGUGAAACAGGUGAAGCUGACGAGCACGCCGCAUUAUAUGGGUCGUAGUAUUAGUACCAUAACUGUAGCUUACUUUCGUUGAUGCUCUUCU